CAUACAUAGCCGCUCCAAUCUGCUAUAGGCUCAUAGACCGUUUCAUCAAGACAAAGAAUAGACAACUCAGUUCCGUCCUCGAGAAGCAACCGUUACAAGCCGAAUCGGCGUGUCAGUAUGGCGACCUGCCUCUUGCAUAGUCGUCGGUACCGCUCAAUCAUUGAAUGCAUGUUGAAUAGUGGCAAACUCGCGUUGACGGGCGCGCAGUGCGCGUUUGUGAGAGGCCGCGAGGGAGGCCUCUGCUCGUGCGUGUCGGCAACCGCUGUCGUCGACACCGAAACGCCAGCCCAAGAGUCGGAGCCCGCCGACGCUACAUUGUCAUGCGUCUCCGUGGACUCCGCACAAGCUGAGGCCGAGGCUGACGGCGACUGGGUCGAGGUUCGCCAUGGCCCGCAUCCCGAGAGGUUCAACAUGACAGAAGCGCAAGUUGCAGAGGUGGCCGCCGUGCAAGCGCGACUCGAGGCCACCGCAAGAAAGGAGGAGAGCGGCGCCUGGGAGCGCUUGGCCCCCUACAUUGCUGCCCUACCGCACGCCAUCCAGCGCGCCUGCAUUCCCAAGCCGGGCGCUGAGGCUGCCGCCAAGGCCAGAGCCGAGAAGCGCGCCGCGCGCAAGCAGAAAGACCGCGCCCGUGUCAUUGUCCCUCGGGUGCGUGGCGGUGGCCGCCGCGGCCGCCGCCUGUAUGCCGCGCCCGCGGCACCAACCGCUCCCGCCAAGCCGACCGGCCCCUAUGCCACUCUGCGCUGGCCACCGCGGCGUAUUGUCGGUACGGCACUUAAAGCCGGCCACACGCCGGUACCGCCCAAGGCCGUCGCUUUCACUGUGAACACGCCGCGGGAGACCUACUACGAGCCUGAGCCCGAGCCAGCCUCCUCUCUGGUGGACUCGUACUACCUGGAAAUGUCGGAGGAUUACGAGGAGAAGCUGAUGAAGGGCGCCCGCGGCGCCAAGCGCCACGCCGCCACAGCCGGCAAGACGCUCGCCGGCGCCAGCCACCACACCAGCCACGGCCACAAGCGCGGCGGCCGCGCCGGCGGCCUUGUACUGCGCCCCAUAGCGGAGGGCGAUGGCAGCUUUGCGGUUCGCAUCGCGCACCCCAGCGAGACGCGGCUGCAGAUGGUGCGGCCGAACGGGUUUGGCCCGGCGGGCGAUGCGCGCGCGCGCCGCCAGCUGCACCGCUCCUCGGCGGCCUGCCGCAGCACGUGCAAGGCUGACGUGCCCGUGGCGGAGCUGUGGCCGUAUUUGUAGCGUGCAGGUAAUCCGGUAACUUGUAUGUGGCGUGAGCACCUCAAGUGUACAAUUAUCUGGGACGAAUUUUGGCCUUACGCACGAGUGACACGUAGCCCCGGCGUAGGCUGGAGUCGUGUGUGUUUUGGUGCCUUGCACGCACGUGGCCGCGUUCACUGGCUGGAAGAGGUACAGUAUCAUCCGUUCAUACAAGCGUGGAUGGUAGGCGUUGUCAUGCAAUUCAUCGAAUUUACGAACAAACAUGUCAUAGCAAUGAGCUGAGCGUUGCACGGCUGCAGCCGCAGUGCCCAGAUGGGCCUGGUGUGCACAGUAUAACAGCAUGAGGCGGUUUGCGCUCGGUUGCUUCAGAUUCUUUGGAGCGCGCCGCAUGCACGGCCCACUAAAGCUGAGCCGGUCAUUGAGAGGUACAAGGCGGUCGUUUAUAGGUUGAUUGCUUGACCGAAACAGCAGACACACAUGGAAGGGAGGCCGGCAUGCUUUUUUGGGGGCGCGAAUGCGGUUGCUGCACAGUGCUUAUGCCAGGAUCUUGUUCAUCCAGGUUCAUCCUUAAUGGUGGUGUGGGCAGGACGGCAGCCAUGAGGCAUGAGAGUAAAUGGCUGUGAGCCUGCAUGAUCAUAGAUUCAUGGCUGUGCGUCAUACAACAGAAGGCUGGCAUUUCGACAGUUGUGUAAGUUGCAGAUGGUGGAUAAGGACGUUAGUCGAGGCCUGGAGAGGGCGCGGUGCGUGGCGCGCUGCUGGCUGAUGCAUAAAGCCUUGGCUGCUGGGUGAGGUACUGCGGCAAGUGGCCGCAUGCAUGUAACCCUGUAAUAACUGCAAAUG
Chlamydomonas reinhardtii is the source of this 2064-nucleotide messenger RNA. RefSeq lists its product as uncharacterized. NCBI's taxonomy places the organism in Eukaryota, Viridiplantae, Chlorophyta, Chlorophyceae, Chlamydomonadales, Chlamydomonadaceae. The transcript is spliced from 5 exons. Bases 169 to 1245 code for a protein of 358 amino acids. The record is from RefSeq and is a predicted model, not a curated record.